Molecule: messenger RNA, 4577 nt
Organism: Passer domesticus (house sparrow)
Lineage: Eukaryota; Metazoa; Chordata; Aves; Passeriformes; Passeridae
Gene: SUN1
Product: Sad1 and UNC84 domain containing 1
Exons: 23
Coding region: 248-2965 (905 amino acids)
Cellular component (GO): meiotic nuclear membrane microtubule tethering complex; nuclear envelope
Molecular function (GO): protein-membrane adaptor activity
Source: RefSeq, a predicted model, not a curated record
CGGGCUGGAGUCGUGGGGCGGGCGCUGACCCCUGGUUAGCCCGGAGUUCUGUCGGUCGGCGCUGUUCGCUAGGAGCAGAGAGAAACCUCAGCUGCCUCUGGGCCUGGCACCUGGAGGGUUUCCUUGUUAGAAGAAGCUGAACCUGCAGCUUGCUGCCCUGCUUGUGAAGGAGCUGAUAAGUGCGCGGUGGUGCCGGCUCGCCGCGGCUGCCGAGCCUUGGUGCAAAGUAUGAUUUGAAACUGUCAACAUGGACUUUUCACGUCUACACACGUACACCCCUCCCCAAUGUCUGCCAGAGAACACUGGCUAUACAUAUGCACUCAGUUCGAGUUACUCUUCAUCUGCUUUGGAUUUUGAGACUGAGAACAAAAUAGAUCCAGUGUUUGAUUCACCCAGAAUGUCACGGCGUAGUUUACGGUUGGCUGCUGGAGGAUACAGUAAAUCAGAUGAUGGACACAGUGAUUCCCUUCAUGACAGCUCUUAUGCUGGAAGCAUGUCCUUCAGGGAUCAGUCUAAGGUGGUGAAGCAACGCAGAAGUAUGAACAAGCAGUCUGGCAGUGGAAGACAUGUGCCAAGGAAAAAUCUGUCCAGCUCAUCUAUUUUUAGCCAGAGCAGUUUCAAUAGCCAUGCCAGUGAUACAUCAAUGAUAUCCACUAUAUUGGAUGAGUCUCUGAUUCGGGAACAGACAGAAGUUGAUCAUUUCUGGGGCCUUGAUGAAGAAGGUGACCCCAAAGGCAGUGACACCACGCUGCUGCAGGGCAACGGGGGCAUAGCAGCAGCAGAGCUGCAGCCCACGCUGAACGGCUACACGUGCAGUGACUGCAGCAUGCUGUCAGAGAGGAAGGAGGUCCUCACUGCCUACUCACCUUCCCACGUGCCAUCCUCCAGGAUCUACACUAGGGACAGGAGCCAGAAACAUGCAGCUAGAGGAACAUAUUUCUACAUGAGUAAGAUUCUACGAUUGGUCAAAAAUACUGCAGCAUCUUUUGCAUCACUAUUAGUGCAACUAUUUCAAAUGGUUUUGCUGAAGCUGGGUUAUGAAUAUAAAGCUCACUCAGACUACUGUGGAAGCAUGAAUGUAAAGGAGUUCUACAGAGAAGAUCGUCACCUCGGUGUGAAUGAGGAAUCAAUAUGUGAUGACUGUAAAGGGAAGAAACAUCUUGAAAUGUACACCACAGACCACAUGCAGUCCUCAUGGGCUAAAAGGGUAGCAAGGACCAUUUGGCACACCUUUUCCUCUGCAGGUUACUUUUUGCUUCACGCGUUGCGAACAGCGGGAGCCACCGGAUGGCUUGUGUCGCAGAAGGUGUUGUCCCUACUUUGGCUGGCCAUUCUCUCUCCAGGGAGGGCAGCUUCUGGCAUGUUCAGGUUGCUUAGAACUGGGUGGUAUCAACUUGUUACUCUGAUGUCUUUGCUCAAGGUGUUUCUUGUAAGAAGAUGUCUUCCAAAGAACUACAGGUGGUUACUGUUUCUUAUCCCACUCCUGCUUCUACUAGGUCUGUGGUUCUGGGGGCUUAAUAGCUUCAUUUCAUUAUUACCUCCAUUGAACUGGACAAGAAUUGGCAGAAUACAGAGAACAGAUGAUUCUGUUCGUGUUCCUGAACCACAAGAUGAUUCUUUUCAUUCUGUGCAACCUCCAAAGGAUGCCAUAAAUAUCUUUGAUUUUGGUCGUAUAAGUGAGCUGGAAAAGCAAAUGGCCUUCGUGUCUGACAGAUGCCAUGACCAAAACAAAGACUACAACAAAGUGAUGAGCCUACUCCAGAAUCUUCAAGAUCAGGUUGCCACCAUGAGUGACAGAAGUGAAACACUGAAUUUAAUAAAAAAUGUCAUGAGUCAAUAUCUUAAAGAUAUGAAAUUGGAGGAAAAGACUGAGUUCCUGGCUUUACAUAAAGAACAUGAGUUGCGCAUCCAGACGCUGGAAGAACUUCUUAGAAAACUCUCAGCUGAAUCCAAGGACAUCCAGAAGGAGUUCGACCUAGCCAAAUCAAAGUCAGUGAGAGAUGAUGAUCAAUACAGUCUACUUAUGUCCAAAAUUAAAAACCUAGAACUAGAGCUGGCAUCUAUGAAAUCACAGCUGUUAUCUGGGGAAAGUGUGAAGACGAGUUGUGAGAAAAUGGAUGUCAUUCAUGAAAAAGUGGAUGCCCAGGUGAAGGAAUCUGUCAAGCUAAUGCUUUUUGGUGAUCAACAAGAAGACUUGCCUGAAUCACUUCUCCAGUGGCUUAACUCCAAUUUUGUGAGCAAAAGUGACCUACAGACUUUGCUGCGGGAUCUUGAGUUGCAGAUCCUCAAAAAUAUAACUCUCCAUAUGUCUGUAACAAACCAAAAAGUAACAUCUGAAGUAGUUACAAAUGCUGUGACUAAUGCAGGGAUUUCUGGAAUUACAGAAGCGCAAGCACAGAUUAUUGUAAAUAAUGCACUGAAACUCUACUCUCAAGACAAGACUGGGAUGGUGGAUUUUGCCUUGGAAUCUGGAGGUGGCAGCAUUCUGAGUACUCGCUGUUCUGAAACCUAUGAGACCAAGACAGCAUUAAUUAGCCUCUUUGGAAUUCCUCUGUGGUACUUCUCUCAGUCUCCCAGAGUGGUGAUUCAGCCGGACAUGUAUCCAGGGAACUGCUGGGCUUUCAAAGGAUCACAGGGCUAUCUUGUGGUGAGACUCUCCAUGAAGAUCUAUCCAACUGCCUUCACGUUGGAACACAUACCAAAAACUCUUUCACCAACAGGAAAUAUCACCAGUGCUCCUAGGAAUUUUGCAGUAUAUGGCCUGGAUGAUGAAUAUCAGGAAGAAGGCAAACUUCUAGGAGAGUAUGUCUAUGAUCAAGAUGGAGAACCACUGCAGAUGUUUCCAGUGAUGGAGAAAAAUGAAGACGCAUUCCAAAUAGUGGAGCUGAGGAUUUUCUCUAACUGGGGCCAUGCAGAGUACACCUGCCUUUAUCGGUUCAGAGUGCACGGGAAACCUGCCGAGUAAUCCACACUACAGCUGGGCUGGCUGCUCUGUACAUUUUGUUCCUAAUCUGUAUAUACUGGGAAGCCUCCAACACUGGAAUCUGUAAAGGACGAGGAUGCAAGAUGCACACUGCAGAGCUAUUGGUCCUCUGAUAAAGGCAGAAGACUGUCAGCAGAAAUGUAUAAACCCCAAUUUUUAUUUGCUCUAAGGCUCAGCUUGUAAUUGCCAGCUCGCUUCAUAUUCUGUGUCCAUGCUGAGAGCAGUAAUGCAUGCAAACAGCUCUGGUUCAUAAAGCCCAGUUGGCGAACAGGUGACACACGUUUUAUUACAAAUGAAUGUAUAGGUUUUUUAAAAAGAAUAAACCACACUUUCUGCAACUAGGAAUCUGUUCUUUUUUAAUCCAGGACUUACCUGCAUACUUUUGCUAGCUUGGCACCGUAAGCCAAAAACUGUGGUACAUUUUGAACACUGACUGUGGCUAAAGGUGUCCUUCAGUUGACAGUUGGUUUUAACCUUUUUGGUGGAUCCAAAAGGGCUUCUUUGCUACAUGUUGAAUAUAAUAAAUACUACUGUCAGGGAAAGCUAACACAACCAAAACCAGUUGAAACACCAGCGACUGAGAAUGCUUUACUGUAAUUUGUGACCGUGAAUUGCUCUAGAAGUCAGGGAUAACUUUAAGUAACUGAAGUUAUUUUAAGGGUUUUUACCAUGGCAACUUGGCCAGUUUGUUCUUUUUUUAGUGUCAAUCCCAAAUCGACCUUGAUGUGCUGCCUGACUGGCUCGGAGCUGAUAAGCCUGCUGAAUUGCUCAGUAAACACUGCUGUGCAGCAGUUGCACUACCUUAGUUUGUCCAAAGUCAUCUCUUUGGGACAGGAUUUCCUUAGACUGGUUGAUUGUUUACUCCAUAAAUAUACUGUGAGAAUUCAGUGUGUGGAGAACAAGCCUGAAGCAAUUCUCGCUGCGUCACAUUUACCAGAGGGACUGGAGCUCAGCGCUGCUGUUGCAAACACGGGCAUUCCUGAUCCUCCCCACAAGCCUUAGUCGGGUACCAGAGGAGUAGAGUUGCUCUUGGAAACAACAUUUUCACAUAGAACGAGGUGAAACUGCUUAUUGCCCCCCCUUAGCCUCGCUGCUUUGAAGAUCCUUUUUGGAAAAAGAUUCCUGAAAUUCACUUGUUUGCAGAAUUUUUAUCUUGCUGUUCCUAGUGCAUUUUGUAGUUACACAGAACUGUUACACACGGACCUGCUGACUGGUUUUCUGAAUUGAGUUAUGUAUGUUGCACAACAGUCCUCUAAUGUUUGAAAUACAAAAAGUCUCCAUGUGAAGAAGAACUGUUUUUCACUCGACCUAGAGACAGAACCUAUGGCCUACGCAGAGGAGUAGAUGACACAUGUACAGGUGUUUUCAUAUUAUAGGUUACAUAUUUAAAAUUAGAAUUAUCCUGUAUAAAUUGCAAUUAGGUAGCUGGGGGGGGAAUAUUUUGAAUAACACUAACUUAUUUUUAAAAAAGCAAGAUAGGACUUUGUGCAAUGUAUUUUUGUAAAUGCUUUUCAAAAUGUCUGUUAUUCUUUGCUGCCUCCAAACUGACAAGAUGCUAUUGAGAUGUUUAAAUAAAGAGUUUUAAUUUUUGAAA